This is a messenger RNA of Glossina fuscipes, 14180 nucleotides long. RefSeq lists its product as uncharacterized. Gene Ontology annotation, molecular function: sequence-specific DNA binding. The record is from RefSeq and is a predicted model, not a curated record. The transcript has 5 exons. The coding region runs from base 75 to 12890 and encodes 4271 amino acids. Lineage: Eukaryota; Metazoa; Arthropoda; Insecta; Diptera; Glossinidae.
CGCUACCAAGAUCGACUCCACCCAAUGAUUAUAAUUUAGGAAAUGAAGACAGUGACUUAAACAGUAAACUAGAUAUGAAGCCUUUAAAUUUUCCACGUCGCAAAGUGCAAACAGAACGUUCCUUGACUCUGCCCAUAUGUCAACGGUGCAAACAAGUUUUCUUAAAGCGACAGAACUACACGCAUCAUGUUGCUUUAUCAGUGUGCGACAUUGUUGAAUAUGAUUUAAAAUGUUCCAUCUGCCCGAUGUCGUUUAUGUCCAAUGAGGAGUUGAACGCGCACGAACAUUUGCAUCGUUUAAAUCAUUAUUUUUGCCAAAAAUACUGUGGAAAACAUUAUGAGACAAUAUUGGAAUGCGAACAACACGAGUACACGCAACACGACUACGAAUCAUACAAAUGCAAUAUUUGUUUGUUAGAGUUUUCGUUACGUGAAGAAUUGCUUCAACAUAUACCGUUGCAUAAAUAUCAAAUUCGCUUUGUUUGUUCGGUGUGUCGUGAAUGGUUUCAAAUUUUGCCAGAAUUACAUGAUCAUUGCGUGGCGGCGCCCAACCUUUGUGGGAAGUUUUACAAUAAAGAUGCUGUUAACAAAAACCAAAAUAACGAUUCUUUGCAUAGCGAAUCGUCUAAACCAAGAAAAAGUUCAAUUUGCAGCAAAAAUCCCAUCGAGACAAGCACGCAAAAAGAUUCUCAAUCAAAUAACGCUAAUCGAGGUUUUAUCAGCUUGCCUGAAGAACAAGAGGUAAAAACUGAAAUUAAGGUUGAACCAGAUUUCUAUCCACCUCUAGAGCAAGGAGAUUUCGAACGGUUCGAUGGUGACUACAACUCCGAGAAUUUUUCUUCAACCUCGUCAAUGAGCAAUCAAAAUCUGAACUUUUUGCAUGAUUUUCAAGAUAACGCGUCGAGUAGCACCAAUUCUUCGUACACUAUGCCGCCUGCGAAUAAUGAAGCAGUUGCUGGUGAUGAAGAUGCUGUAUGUUGCGUGCGUUUGUGCGGGGUAAGCAAAUUCAGAAGUCCGACGCUACAGUUUUUUGGUUUUCCCCGCGACAACAAGUAUCUGCAACAAUGGUUACAUAAUUUAAAAAUGCCUUACGAUCAUCAGGCCAAUUACACGCAAUAUCGCAUUUGUAGUUUACAUUUUCCAAAAAGAUGUAUGAAUCGUUACUCUCUAAGUUAUUGGGCAGUGCCAACAUUUAAUUUGGGCCAUGAUGACGUAGCGAAUAUAUACCAAAAUCGUGAAAUUAGUCAUAGUAUUGCCAUCGGCGAGAUGUCUCAGUGCUAUAUGCCGGGUUGUCGAUCGCAGCGUGGCGAAAGUAAUGUGAAAUUUUAUAAUUUUCCGAAGGAUUUAAAAACUUUGAUAAAAUGGUGUCAAAAUGCCCGAUUACCUGUGCACGCUAAAGAACCGCGGCAUUUUUGUUCACGACACUUUGAAGAGAAAUGUUUUGGUAAAUUUCGUUUAAAACCGUGGGCUAUACCUACUUUACAUUUAGGCACUGUAUACGGAAAAAUUCAUGACAAUCCUAAUGUUUCGUAUUUGGAGGAAAAAAAAUGUUGUUUGCCAUUUUGCAGGAAAAGUCGUUCAGAUGAUUUUAACUUAUCUCUUUAUCGUUUUCCUCGCGAUGAAACCUUGCUGCGUAAAUGGUGUUAUAAUUUACGUUUGCAUCCAGAUGUUUAUCGUGGUAAAAAUCAGAAAAUCUGUUCUCACCAUUUUAUUAAGGAAGCGUUGGGGUUGCGUAAACUAUCUCCGGGCGCAGUUCCAACGUUGAAUUUGGGACACAAUGACCGUGUGAAUAUCUAUGAAAACGAAUUAUUAUCCGCUCCUGUUAACCCUGCUCCAAAUUCCUUCAUUAAAAUGUCUAAAUAUCAUCAUUCUUCCCAUUCCAGUUCUUCCUCUUCCAUUUACGAUGAAGUUUUCACUAACAAUUGCUCUUCAUCGGCAAAGUUUACUUCUUCUUCCACACCAAAUUCAAAUGCUCUAGACCUGGGUGAUAUGUGUUUAGUACCAUCAUGUAAGAAUACCCGGCACACUGAAAAUAUUACUUUGCAUACUAUACCUCGACGACCGGAACAAUUGAAAAAAUGGUGUCAUAACCUCAAAAUGAACUUGGAAAAGCAUCACAAAAGUAUACGCAUUUGUAGCGCUCAUUUUGAAAGCUACUGCAUUGGCGGAUGCAUGAGGCCUUUUGCUGUGCCUACUUUAGAGUUAGGUCAUGAUGAUUCUAACAUAUAUCGCAAUCCAGACGUCAUCAAAAAGUUGAAUAUACGGGAGACUUGUUGUGUACCCUGUUGUAAACGCAAUCGUGAUCGCGACCAUGCCAACUUGCACCGUUUCCCUACUAACCCUGAAUUAUUACAAAAAUGGUGUGAAAAUUUGCAGAAACCUAUACCUGAUGGUACAAAGCUGUUUAAUGAUGCCGUUUGCGAGGUUCACUUCGAAGACAAAUGCUUACGUAAUAAACGUUUAGAAAAAUGGGCUGUACCUACUCUGAAAUUGGGAUACGAACCUAUAAUUCAUCAAUUACCUUCAGAACAGGAGAUAAUGGAAUUCUGGUCUAAGCCACCCGCUCCUAACAACGGCGAUGAGCUAGGCGAAUGUUGCGUAUCUACUUGCAAAAGAAAUCCGCAAGUGGAUGACGUUAGAUUAUACCGACCGCCCGAGGACGCUGAGCAGCUAGUUAAAUGGUCUCACAACUUGCAAAUAGAAGUGACGGAAUUAUCUUCUUUGAAAAUAUGUAACCUUCACUUUGAGUCGCAUUGCAUAGGUAAACGAUUACUUAACUGGGCCAUGCCUACACUGAAUUUGGCUUCUAACGUCGAGCAUUUGUUUGAAAAUCCGCCUCCCACCUCGUCUAGUUAUAAAAGAAAAGUGAAAAUCGAAUGUCAGAAGCCUCAGGAAUUCACUAAAUGGUCACCGCGCUGCUGUUUAUCGCACUGCCGUAAAACUCGCAAUCACGAUCAGAUACAACUAUAUAGAUUUCCUGUUAAUAUUCAUACCUUAACGAAAUGGUGCCAUAAUCUUCAACUGCCUACAGUGGGUAGUUCUCAUCGUCGUAUUUGUUCAGCUCAUUUUGAAGCAGCAGUGCUUACAAAACGUUGCCCUAUAGCUUUUGCAGUGCCCACGCAAGAUCUUAACACACCCUUAGGUUACAAAAUCUAUCAAAAUUCUCCAAAACUUAAGCAACACAGGAUUAUUAAUCAGCGAUGUUGUGUAGUGAAUACAUGUCGUAAAACCCGUUCUGAUGGUGUCCAACUGUUUCGUUUUCCCAAUAAUCGCGUCAUGCUGAACAAAUGGCGUCAUAAUCUUAAGCAUCUUCCAAAAGGUAAAUUAAGUUCGCAAUUCCGCAUUUGUUCAUUGCAUUUCGAAAAACAUUCAGUAGGCUUGAAACGCCUAUCACCUGGUGCCAUUCCCACACUAAAUUUAGGGCACGAUAAUUCUGAAGAUUUAUAUCCGAAUGAAACUAGAUCGUUCUUUGAACUGGAUAAGUGUGUUGUAACGGGCUGUUCGUCUAGCAAAGACAUGGAAAAUGUUCGUCUUUUUAAAUUUCCUCGAGAGGACGAAGAAUUGCUGGGGAAAUGGUGUCAUAACCUAAAAAUGAAUAUCUCGGAAUGCCUAGGCAUAAAAAUAUGCAAUAAGCAUUUUGAAGCAGAAUGUAUGGGUCCCAAACUAUUAUACAAAUGGUCUAUUCCAACCUUAAACUUGGGUUACGAGGAAAAUGAAACAUUGGAAAUUAUACCUAAUCCUCCGCCAGAAAAACGCUCGGGAGAUGUUUUGUUUAAAUGUUGUGUUUUUAGUUGCGGUAAAACACGAAAGUACGACGACGCCCAAAUGAAUAGUUUUCCUAAAAACAUAAAAAUGUUUCGGCGAUGGAAACAUAACCUCAAACUGGAUUAUUUAAAUUUCAAGGAACGAGAGAAAUUUAAGAUUUGCAACGAUCACUUCGAGCCCAUAUGUGUAGGAAAGACUCGAUUGAAUUUUGGGGCCAUACCUACGUUGAACUUAGGUCAUGAUGAUGUAGACGAUUUGUACAAAAUAAAUCCAGAUAAAGUGAAACCUAAUUUAUUUAUAAAGCAAUCAACGUACGAGGAAGAUCCGCUCGAAAUUGGUUACCCGAAUGACAACUUGGUAGGAGAAGACAUAGAGGAGCACAUGGAGUCUUCCAGCUUAUCAUUGGAUAUAUCCAAUCUAAAAUGUGCGUAUAUCGAAUGCAAAGGCCCGAAGUGUUUGUUGCGUGAACCGUAUAGUUUACCACAAACUGACGUGUUUAGAAACAUGUGGUUUUCUCUAAUGGAUUUACAAGAAAGCUUUGCUUACGGAGAAAGCAAACUGUGCGGCCUACAUUACCAAAAAGUCUUCGAAAAUUGCAAAGAAAAAAUGUUCGCUUUAACUUUAGAAAAUGACGAAUUAAAAGAGGAUUUCGAAAAACUUCAGAAUGCUUAUCACAAGUCGGAGAUUUCCUUAAUUAUCAAGAGCUGUAAAUGCAGUAGUGAAGAGUGCACUAACUCUUUAAUUUUACCUAAUAUCAGACUCUACCAAUUUCCAUACGGCAAAGAGCUUAAGGAAAAGUGGUCCUAUAAUACCGGCAUAGAGCCAGAUGAACAUCGUCGCUAUCUAAAUAAAGUAUGUUGUAUGCAUUUCGAAUCAUACUGUUUCACGUCAAAUCAACGUUUGCGGUCGUGGGCUGUACCUACUUUAGAACUAAAUCAUUCACAACAAGAUACGUUGCACAAGAAUCCCGACCUAACGAAAAUCGAUCGUCGUUUGUUGGGUCCUUCAAUUAUGAAGUGUUGCGUUCGUGCCUGCAGUGGAGCAAAUACCAUAGAAGGUGAAUCUUUGAAGCUGUUUAGUUUUCCAUUGGAUGAAGAUUUACUAAAGAAAUGGUGUGAGAACCUAAAUAUGUCUUCAGAACAAACCCCAAUAUUCAAAGUCUGUUCUUUACAUUUUGAGAGGCAAUGUUACGGCUUAACACGCUUACGUGUGGGGGCCAUACCCACCUUACAUCUUGGCCAUGCUAGUGAACCUCGGCACUGCAUUCCAAACAACACUAAAAAGGAAAUGUAUGAUUUGGAAUCCACUCAUAAUACUUUGAAACAGGUGAAAAUAAAAAAAUCUUUAGGAUCAGUAAAAUGUUUUAUACCUUCGUGUCGUCGUACACGUUUGCAGCACGGCGUACGUUUUUAUACCUUACCUUCUAAUUCCAAAUUGCGACGUAAAUGGUGUCACAAUCUGCGUUUGUCUCUAAAUCUAGGCAAACUGCAGAGUUUGCGCAUUUGUAGCUUACAUUUUCACAAGAAAUGUUUAGAUGGUCGCAAUUUAAAGCCUUGGGCUGUGCCUACCUUGCAUCUUGGACAUCAAGAAGCUAUUUUUGAUAAUCCUCGUACUUUGUAUGGCCAAUAUGUACCACAGUGUGCUCUGUGGCACUGCCGAAAUCAAAGGGUUUUGAACAAAAGCAGGCGUUUCUUUACUUUUCCGAAGAGCGCUGAUCUUUUGGAAAAGUGGUGUAAAAAUUUAAAAUUUUCCUUUGAUCAAUGUAAUGGAUGUUUGUGUGAAAGACAUUUUGAAACUGAAGUCAUGAGUUUAAAAAAUCUGAAGAAAGGUAGUGUACCCACUCUGAAUCUAGGUCACUCGGAAGCGUUGGAAUUUAAUAAUUUAAAUUUAAUUGAAGAGAUGAAAAAUGCAAAUAUUUUUGAUAUGGAAGAAGAAGACGGAGAAGACUGUUUUUACAGAGAAUUUAAAGAAAGUGAAGAGUUCGAUUUGGAAUCGGAAAGCUUGAGAACUCCGACUAAUUGGAGCAAUUUAGAAGUGAAAGAAUUACGCAUCACACUAACUCCUCUAAAACGCGAAGAUUUGCCUGAGAUUAUGUCGGUGGCAUCUCCUUUAGAACUGGAAGAAGAGGAAAAUUAUAUUACUUGCAAUGAAUCAAGAGAAGAGGAUACUUCGGAACAAAGACAAAUAUUGCGCAAAGACAAGGCGGUGAACAAUUUCAAUCCCAUAUGUUGCUUGAAACAUUGCGGGAAAGAGAAGACACCUGAACAACAUUUGACGACUUUCGGUUUUCCUAAGGAUCGUGAUCUUUUACAAAAAUGGUGCGAUAAUUUAGGAUUAGAACCUUCUGAAUGUAUAGGCCGUGUGUGUGUCGACCAUUUUGAGCUACGUGUCAUGGGCAAUAGACGUUUAAAACCGGGGGCUGUCCCAACUUUAAAUUUGGGGCACAAUAAACCUUUAAUACACACCAAUGAACCUAUCAAGGCAAAAGUUAUGCACGACGAACUUAAGUUCAUAGAAGGCAAUGAAGAAGAAAAGCAAGUUAGCCAAAUUGUAAAGCCGGCUCCACCACCUUACAAGACUAAGCCAGCUAAGCAAUCGGUUUUUCGGCUAUGUUGCCUCAAACAUUGCCGACGCAAGAGAAUGCAAGGAAAGGUGGGAGUGGCAACAUUAACAUUUAAAAUACCUCGAAAUUUAAAACGAUUGAAGCAGUGGUCAGCAGCGCUUAAAUUACCAGAAGAAGUUUGUAGGCGACCGAGGAUGCUUUUAUGUGCUCAGCAUUUCGAACCACAUAUGAUUAACGAGGAAAAAGCCCAACUGAAGUCCAACGCAGUACCCACCCUAAACUUAGGAUACGAGCCAAAUAAAUCUGAAGCACGCAAUGGGACGUUGGACCUAGAAAAAUGCGAUCUGAGUCAUUGCGGUCGGGUCGCCGACAAUGAUGACGUGUUUUUGUUAUGUUUUCCAUUCAAACCUUUGGUUUUAUUGCGCAAAUGGUGUUACAAUACAAGAAUAUCUUACAAGACUAAAAACUUGAAAUUCCUGAAAAUUUGUAAUGACCAUUUUGAAAAACAAGUUUUUUUAAAAAAAAAAUGUCUUCGCUUCAAUGCAGUGCCCACGUUAAAUUUGGGUCAUCCAGGAAAAAUUUAUAAGAAUCCUAAAUCCUAUAGGUUAAAAACUUUACUUAAGCCAAGGGAAAAAUGCUGCGUAAUCAAUUGUCAAGAAGAACAGAAGAAGAUGUAUGGGUUCCCAAAAAGCUCUGAGCUUCGUCGCAUAUGGUCCAACAAUUUGCGUAUUGAAACCCGCGUGGCCUUGAAGCAACAAUUCAAAGUUUGCCAACGUCAUUUUGCAAGCGAAAGCUUUAUAAAUGGAACGGAUUGCUUAAAGAUAGAAGCGAUACCUAUCUUGGAGCUAGGUGAUGAUAAAGACCACCACUUGGUUUUAGAGAUGGACGCAACGGCACAGAGCAGCCGCCAAUGUAUGGUUAGAAAUUGUGGUUGCAUACCCAGUGUGGAUAAAGUGAAACUGUUUAGCUUUCCUCAGCCCGGAGAAAUUUUGGAAAAAUGGCUUUUCAAUCUACAAUUAUCUGCGAAAUAUGCCGUCGAAAACACCUAUAUAUGUAGCCGACAUUUUGAAAAGAGCUGUAUACGUCGAGGAAUUUUGCAUGAAAUGGCGAUACCUACACUGUGUUUAGGGCAUGCCGAUUGCUUUUAUGGCAACGAGGAAGAAAUGUUUACAACUCCUAUAAAAUGUUGCGUAACGAGUUGUAAUUACAAUCCGGCAGAAGAUGAGUCGGAAAUUUUGCGUAGCAUGUAUCGCUUUCCCAAAGAUGCAGAAAACUUAAAAAAAUGGUUAGAUAAUUUAAAUAUGAGCGAUACUGUAUACCAGAAACAAAAAAGUGCAAGGAUUUGCGGACAUCAUUUUGAGGAUGUUUGCAAGCUGAAGGGUCGAGAGACGCUAUUACCUAAUUCGAUGCCUACUAUGAAUUUGGGUUAUGAAAGCAAGGUGAAAAAUAUGCAUCGAAAUCACUUUGAAAAGUGCUGUUUGCAAUCAUGCAAGAUGAGAGAGAAAUUCUCUGUGAGCUUACAUGAUCUACCGCAAGACCUAAAUAUACGCUCUCUUUGGUUUGAAGAACUUGCUUUGGAGGAUAGAAUAAAUACGGAAAAUUUUAUUUGCUCCCCACAUUUUAUGGCUAUAUUUGAAAGACUGAAAGAGAAACAUAAGACGUACUUGAAGCAGUAUUUAGAAUAUGGUCUGCUAUCAACUUCGUACAAAGAACUGAAACAGUUAGACUUAAUGCAAGGCUUUAAAUGUUCUAUUCCCAAGUGCUCGACAGGGUUUAAGAUGACUGCCAAGCUUUUCAAAUUUCCCAACGAUGUUAAUCUUUUCAAUAAAUGGCAACACAAUACCGGAUUACAAUUUGAAAUGAAUAAGCGCUGCCUACAUCAAAUAUGUGCCCUUCACUUUGAGCCCAGGUGUCUGAGUGAAGUGAAAUUACACCGUUGGGCGCUCCCUACGCUAAAGUUACCCAACAUCAACAGUUUGUAUGUCAAUCCUCCCGAAGCUUUGCCUUCCGAUCACGAAAACCUUAAACAUUGUUGUGUUUCCGAUUGCAUUUCAGAGGAAAUGCCAUUCUUUCAGUUUCCUUCCAAGCAGACUAAUCUCAGAAAAUGGAUACACAAUUUGGACUUGGGGCCACAGCAGUGUACCACAAAUUUGCGUGUCUGUUUUAAGCAUUUCGAGAAAUAUUGUUUUAAAAAGGAAAUGAGCAACAAACAACUGACGUUAAAAUCAUGGUCUAUACCUACUUUAAGACUAAAACGAAAAUUGGACUUAUAUCAAAAUCCGGUCGAGAAAAUAAGUUUCUUCGUAUGCUGCAUUCCGACUUGCCGCAAAGUACGGAAUCCCUCUGAGGGCAUAUAUUUCUACAAAUUUCCACGAAGCAAAACCUUAUCGAAAAAAUGGUUAUAUAACGCGGGAAUAGAUGCGGAAAGUUUUCAUGAACGUAUGCGAAUUUGCAGUUUGCACUUUACUUCCGAUUGCUUUGUAAAGGAUUGCAUGAUCCUUCGUAAGCACACAGUACCCACUCUAAAUUUGUCAACGCCUAUUGAGUUCUUGCAUAAAAAUCCUCCGAAAAAAAAAUUUGGUAGCUUCGGGCUAACGCACUGCUUAGUAAAAUCUUGCAAUGUAAUGGAAUUAAAGGACAAAGAGUUACACGACUUGCCUAAAAAUAAAACUGUGUUAAGUAAAUGGUGGCAUAAUUUGGAUUUGGAUAUGCAUAAUGACGCGACAUUGGCAGAUAAAAGUAUGAAAAUAUGUAAAAUGCAUUUCACUGACGAAUGUUUUGAUAAAAAGGGUGAAUUAAAGUUGAAAUCGAUUCCCACCUUAAAAUUGGGUCAUGAUAAAAAAAUUUUUCAAAAUUUUGACGAAGCGAUCGGCGUUGAUAGACUACUGAAAAGUGGGAUUAUUGAGGUCGACGAUAGUUCAAAAUCGAAGAAAGAGACAAAAUGUUUCGAUUUGCAUGCGGAGAAAUAUGUUAAAGACGAUCCUUUAAAAGGGUCAAAGCUUUUCAAAACUGCUAUUAGAAACAGCAAAUCACAUUUAGCCCCAAUAGGACAAACUAAAAUCAAUCGGAUACAAAGAGUUUAUAAUAAGAAAAAGUCCAAACAGUUGAUCUACAAAUAUGAACGAUAUCGAGACCAGUUUGAAAACACAGCACACGUUGUUAGGAAAAAUAUUAAGUCAGAAAAUAGCCGCGCUCUUGGCAAACUUAUUAAGAAUACUCGAAUAGCAAAUCGCGCGAAGUGUUCUAUACAAAAUUGUUUAGAGCUGGAAAAAAACCCCAAGCUACAAGUUUUUAGCUGUCCACAUAAAACUGAUCUGCUAGAAAAAUGGUUAGAGAGUAUUGGAGAAAAUGUAAAAAAUAAAGUACAGUUAUUAAAAAAAUAUAAAAUUUGCUCCUCACACUUUGAAAACCAAUGCUUUCAAGAUCAGCGUUUAUUGUACGGGGCUAUUCCUACUGUAAACUUAGUGAAUAAAAAUAUUAAAAAAAAUUUGUGCUCGGAGUAUUUGAAAGCUUAUGAGUGCGAACGCUGUUUUGUGAAGAAAUGUGGACGUUCAGACGAGUAUGAUCAAAUAAUCAAAUGCUAUUUUCCUAAAGAGAAGGAUUUAUUAGAGAAAUGGCUCUUUAACUUGAAUAUAAGACGAGAAGAGAUAGCCGUACAUAAGUGGCUUUGUCAUAUGCAUUUUGAGCAAAGAUGUUUGAAGCAAAGAAAACUUCUACCAGACACAGUACCCACCUUAUUGUUGGAUUAUGAAUCCAGUAGCAAGAGUGGUUUCUUCAGAAAUCCUGAAGUAUGCUCUGCCACCAGGAAAUGCCGACAAAUGCUUUUAAACGCAUGUUGCGUAAACGGCUGUCAGAAUGCUAAAGGAGGGAAUCCCUUUGUACAGUUAAGUCAGUUUCCAAAACAAUCUCAACUUUUUCGAAAGUGGCUGCAUAAUUUAAAAAUCAUUGAUUCUAACGAAGUACGGCAAUACUAUCGUAUUUGUACCCUACACUUUGAGUUGAAGUGUUUCAAUAAGUUUUCUUUAAAGUUAGGCUCGAUACCUACAAGGAACUUGGGCCAUCGCGACCCUGAUAUAUACGAAAUGUUGGAUGAGGAAUUGCACGAUAAUCAAAUAAAAAAAUCCAAACUUUACAAUAAGAAAUGCUCAUACCCCUGUUGCAAAGGUAAUAAGACUAAACUCUAUGACUUACCGCAAUUUAAGGUCAUACUUGAAAAAUGGUGGCAAACUAUGCAAUUGUCUUCAUUUAGCGAACGAAAUCAGGCGAAAGUGUGUGAUAUACAUUUUUACAUGCUGUAUAAUGAGCACUAUGAGGUUAUAAAACAGAUGGAACAUGAAGAUCCCGGUAGCGUUAAAGACUUGAUAAACCUUUAUCAUAACAUAGCCGCAAGAGGCAAAGUCAUACGUCAUAGAUGUGCUGUGCCGGACUGUAAUACGGAUCAUUUAAAUAGAUGCAAUUCUGGUGUAAAAUUAUAUAAUUUUCCUACUGAUUCAGGACGGGCCAAAAAAUGGUGUUUCAACUGCCAUUUGAGUUAUGAAGGGAAAAUUAAAGAUGACCAUGACCACAAUUAUAAAGUAUGUGCUCUGCAUUUUGAGGAGUAUUGCAUUAACGACACCAAAUUGCAAUCUUGGGCAAUACCCACUUUGCAACUAAGGUCAUCAAAGCUCUACAUCAAUAAUACAUCAAUUGAGAAUACUUUUUACGAUAUUGACAGAUGUUGCAUUGGGUCAUGCAUUAACUCCCAAGGUCUAAGAACCAAUACGUGUUUUUAUGAUUUCCCACAAGAACGAGUCAUACGCGACAAGUGGUUACAACGCACAAAUCUGAAGAAUUUUAAUUUUCAAAAGAUGCGCAUAUGUGGAUUACAUUUUGCAAAAAAAUUUCUGCGCGACGAUAACCAACUAUUACCCUUAGCCUUACCCACCUUAAAUUUGGAAUUAACAGAUUCAACUAUUAAAACACAUGAAAAUACUUACGAUACUAGUUCUAAAUUACAGCACAUUGAAACCGCGGUAACUGUUAAACAGGAAGUUGAAAGCUGGGAGGAUUGGUUACCAUCCGAUCCUUUCAACACCCCAUUCCACGAGUCUUCCAAUAAAAUUGAAAAUAGUGCCGAUAGUUAUUUUCUUGAGCCUCCUCCGCAAUGUGAAAUUAUUACUGUUAAAGAAGAAAUCAUCGAUGUUGACUACGAGAUGAAAUCGGAAUGUUCUAGUGGCAUCGAAUACUAUGCGGAGAAACACUUUAUGAAACCUCGAAUUGUGGCCUGUUAUUCUCAAAAUUUGCGUGUUCAUGAUUUCGCUAAGAAAGAAUUGAUGUUAGAAGAGUUGCAAAGCGAAAAUUAUGCGGAUGCAAAAUUAAGAAUAUUGAACUCAUCUGAAGACUCUCAAAAUCAGAUAAAUGAGAACAGUGGUGCAAUAAGUUUUCAGACCUUAAAGUUGCCUUUGAAACUUUCUCUACCCAUAUCUACAGUAAACGAGAAAAGCCAUAUAUUAACAGAUAGAGAGAAAAUUGUUGCACAAAGUUCUGUGAAUAGCUGUCACCUUUCGCAGAAAUUCAGCUUUAAAAUGAUGCACGGAGACUUACAAAACAAAGCCUACGACCAAAUCAAUUCAGAUUUCUCAAUAAUGGGAAAAAUGGAAGAAAGAGAAUUUCCUCAAAAUAAGAACGGAGGUACGGACGCGAAAGAUAAUCAAGUCGUAGAGAAGUCUUUAGAAAAAAAGACCAGUGCUCAAAAUGCGACUAAUAACAUGGAAGGAAACAAAAGUUGUAAAAAUGAAGACUCUUCUGAAAAUUCACCAAUCGCAAGCUAUUAUUUAUCUCCAACAGAGAUAAGUGAGAGCAUUGAUAGACAAAGUUUUUGUACAUCUCCGAUUAUUGCGGUUGAUGUUCUUUCGAAAGGUUUAUCUCAAACUUGCUGUGUAGCCAAGUGUUUAAAUACCGCUGACGCACCAUUGGUAAAAAUUUUCACUAAAUUCCCUUCCGAUUCAGAGCUUUUUAUCAAAUGGUGUUUUAAUUUAAAAAUUGACCCACGCCAUUUUCGGGAACAUUCUUACGCGGUUUGUAGCACACAUUUUGAUCCGUUAUGUCUUCAGGACAAUCGUUCGCUGCACCCUUGGGCGGUUCCCACUUUAAAUCUAGGUCUUCCUCGCAACUCUUUUAUACAUCAGUACGAACUACCCAUUAGUUAUAAAACCUCAGAGGAAUGCAUAGUUUGGGGCUGCAAUCAAGCAAAGCCGCCGCUUUACAAAUUCCCCGCCAGUCCAGAGCAAUCGAAACGAUGGUUUUCAAAUUUAAAAUUAGAAUAUACAGAAUUUCGAGCACAGACUUAUCGCAUCUGCAGGAAACAUUUUGAAAAUCAUUUCAUCGAUGCGUCCGAGCAGCUAAAAAGCGAAUCUUUGCCUACUUUGCAAUUAAAUAUAAACGAUAGUGAGGAUCUUCCUAAUAAUAACAAUGCAGACAUAAUGCAUCCUUUGGUCUCCUCGCCUGAAGACUUAGAGGAUCAUGAUAGUAGUUACUAUGAAGAUUUUGAAGAGUGUAUCAACCAUGAGGAGGAGAAAAAUUGAUUAAAUCAAAAUCAAAUGCAAUUUCAUUAAAUUAAAAAUUAAAAUAUAUUAAUUAAUCAUAUUCGAACGUAACAAUUAUAUCAUCAUUUUACACCUUCUCAAGUUGUAAAUCAAAACUUGUAAAUUGAAAAACCCGGAUCCGGAAACGGAUCUGACUCCACUUUCUCCGGACAUUAUAAUUUACAUUCAUCUACAUCGCUUAUUAUUAUAUCUUAUUUAUAUAUGGGAUGUCGAAGAAUACUAGCAAUCCAGCAUACUACUUUCAUAUGCAAGCAAUUAACCUCCUUUUGAAGACUCAUUCCAACCAGAAUAUAAUAUUCAUAUAUGUCUUCGAAUAGAUUUUUUUUUGAACCUUAAUUUGCUUCAAAUUUGAUUAUGCUGCGUUGGUUUGUAAAUUACGAUUUUCAAUUUACAAAAUACCAUUUUCAUCGCACUUGGAUGACAAGUUGGUACAAGCGAUUAUGAUUUACAACGAGGAAGAAGGAAUGGUGUUUUAUGUAAAAGUUUAAAAUAUAGACUUAUAUAGAAUAUAUAGCAGUGAACACAUUCGAGGACAUGUGUUUUAGGAAAAAUGCUAAAAAAAAAUUAUAUUACACACAUACAAUAAUUUCUCGGAAAAUUUUAACACGUCUCACACAGCACCUUUUAAGAAAAACAUUUUUUUUUUUUAUUUCUUUCUUGCUUUUUCUUUUCUUCCUCAUUUUAAUUCUAUUAUUUAGUUAAAAUGUUAUUCUUUUCCUUCCAUUGAUUUUAAUUUGAAAUGAAAUAACGAAUGCAAUAGUGUAGAUGAGCAAUAUUUUAUUAAAUGCAAAAAGAGCCGUUUUUAAAUGGCCGCAGCUCCACGAUUUUGAAGUGUUACUAAGAUGGUUGAUUUGCAGCACUUUGUGAUGUCUUUGGCUCUUUACUUUUCUAACAUUCAAAAUGUUACAUACAAAAUAUAUAUUUACUGCCUAGGGCGCCUAGAACAGACUCUGUCCCCCUUUAACGCUUUUCUUUGUAGCCUUUCUAACCGUGAUAGGGCUUGCAUGUCUAAAAGACAUUUUCUGCACGAUUGGUUACAAAAAAAAAGAAACAAAAAAAAGAAAGGCUUUAUUUUGCUUUUGUGUCACGCUGUCUGCAGACAUCCCUUAGCUGUAACCGCAAAAAUUCGUUGAGCUACCUUUUGUAACUCAUCCCUUAAGAUGUUAGAUCUCUCUUGAAAGCGUUCACUGCACACUCUUGUUUUUUUUUUCUUUUUAUAAAUUCAAGUUUCAUAUCUAAUUAAAUGAAAGUUAUUUUAUAAAUUUUCUU